AGUGUUUUUAAGGGUUUUGGUUUGUUUAUAACGUUUGCUUUAGGACGGUGGAUUUACAUAACUGCAACCUUUCUAUCAAGUGUAUUAUUAUCUUAUAAAAUGUCAACUAUAGAAAAGGGAUUAGUUGUAAAUCUGUCGACGCUAAACAACGGUGAUGGCUAUGGAGCACUAUUCAGAUACACCCUUAAUUCAGUGUGAAAUCGGAAUAUAAACUGUGGUUUCAUUGUUACUAUGUUAAAUACAAUGUAUCUGACAAGUAAUGACAUAAAAGAAUUUGUUUAUGGUGGUGCACAAGAAUGCACAAGAAGUAAGGCCUAAAACAAUGUAGAUGUGUAUGAAUGGAUAAACAUACAAUUUCUCACAAUUCCAAGUCACCUUUGUCUGGUGAUAACAACUGAAAACAAUUGAAAUUUCUUUAUUUAAUGAAGAGAUUUGCCAUGGCGAAACGAUGUUCUGGGUGCGUCACCCUGUGGCUGACGAGUAUAACCGGACUUAGCCUACCCCUGCUGUGGAUGGAUAUGGUUAAUAGGGGUCCAGGAAACCUGAUAAAAACAGUAUCUGCCACACAGACAUCUAGGCUAGACACUUGUAUGAUCCCGUCUCAUUCCGCGCUUGUGACGUACACCCUCCCCAGACUGGCCACGCUAUACCACACAUACCUAUCGAGCGAGCAAAUACCGUGUAAACAGGGAGUACGACUUGGCAGGACACGGUCGGGUGGUUGGGAUGUGUGUAUUGAUGAGGAAUUCAGGCUGGCCGAUCCAUGCGUCGUUUACUCAUUCGGUGUUGGAAAAGACUUUUCUUUCAGCGAGGAAAUGACGAGGACAUUCGGCUGUUUUGUCUACGCCUUCGACCCAGGGGUGAAACGUACCGGAAGACGACAACUACAGAGGUUGAUAUUCACUCCCGAAGGUAUCAACAACUUUACCGGAUAUAGUCGGCAACGACGGACACGCAUGAGUACGUUGAAAGAAAUACGGCGCCAUUUCGGGCAUUGUGAUAAAACGGUAGAUGUAAUAACAAUGGACAUCGCUCCGACAGAAUUAGCCGUCAUUCCUCACGCCCUACAACACGGCGACCUCCACAGCGUCAAACAGUUCAAUCUAAGGCUCGGUAACCCGGCCCAUGUUUUAAAGGAGACGACAGAGAAUUAUAUAAGUAGACUGAACGUCCUCCGUGAUUUAUGUUUCGUCGGCUUCAGAAGCUGGAUAAUCAAUGAAAACAACAAGUGUUUAUUUCAUUCCGACGUAUUACAUAAACACGUCAUUGGAUGUCACGAGGUCUCCUUUCUUAACCUCAGAUAUAUAUAAACAAUCAGUUACCAUAGUAACGAUCCUAUAAGUGCAAUCAUAUGAGAAUACCGAUUCCUUCUUUGAGUGUACAUAUGUAUUUAGGAAAACGUAUAUGUCUUACAGUAGUUAGCGUUCUACAUACGUUAGCAAAUUAAAGAGCGCGCAAGAGGUGAGGAAAUAUCAAAGUUUAACUUUAUACACAAACAA
Messenger RNA from Mizuhopecten yessoensis (Yesso scallop), 1499 nucleotides. Its product is annotated as methyltransferase-like protein 24. Bases 423 to 1310 code for a protein of 295 amino acids. Lineage: Eukaryota; Metazoa; Mollusca; Bivalvia; Pectinida; Pectinidae. The record is from RefSeq and is a predicted model, not a curated record. The transcript has 6 exons.